This is a messenger RNA of Closterium sp. NIES-65, 7995 nucleotides long. The record is from the annotation of a GenBank genome assembly. NCBI's taxonomy places the organism in Eukaryota, Viridiplantae, Streptophyta, Zygnematophyceae, Desmidiales, Closteriaceae.
AUGUCACAUGUAAAAGGUUCUGAGGCUCCUCAAUGGCCGCUUUCGUCUGUUCCUGACCGUUUUUCUGUCUCACAACUGCUCUCCUCUCUCACCGUCCCCGCCUCUGCAGGCACGUGGAUCGCAUAUCUGGCUCGAGGCCACCACCAGGCGGCGGGUUUCGAUCUUCGGUUUGGUCUAAUUUCGGCUCAAUCUGGCGCCGCGGGGGGCAAAGCAGCAGCACAGGUGGCGCACUGGCCAGCACCCGCGGUGGCAGACGCAUUGCAGAGCGCGGGCGAGCUGUUUGGAGUGCCACGUGGCGAUCAGAGCGACGAGCAGGACGAGGCUCGGCGGGUAGCGGCGGGCGUGUUCGUGGCAUCGUUGGAGUCGACGUCAGACACCGAGUCCCUCGUGUCUCUCGAGGAGCAGCUGCAACAUAUGCGACAAGAGCUCGCCGCUGCGCGCGCCCAGGUGCGCGCAUCGGAGACCCGUGUGCGGCAGACGCUGGACCGGAUGGCGGAGCUGGAGUCGCUCGUGCAGACCACGCGCGUCGUCGACCCUCUUCCCAGGGAACCCAGCAGCAGCCAGGGGGAUGCGGCGGAGGGUGGCGCGCCGAGUGCUAGCCUGGCGGUAGUGGAGAAGGCGGACGCGAUUCUGGCCGCGGAGCCCGCGGAGCUGCAGAGCGCCGCUGAGACGGCGGCGUCGCAGGGGCGCGUGGCGAAGGGGAAGCAGAAGGGGAAGGCCCCGCGGCGCACGAAGCUGGACACGUCGGGGCCGCUGCCCAAGUACGCGUCCACGCUCAAGAACUUCUGGUUCCCCGUCGCCUUCUCCAAAGACGUCGACGCCACCACGCUGAUUCCGUUUGACUGCUUCGAGGAGCCGUGGGUGGUGUUCAGGGGCCCAGACGGCAAGCCAGGGUGCAUCCGGGACGAGUGUGCGCACAGGGCAUGCCCUCUCUCCAUCGGCACUGUGGUGGAAGGCCAUGCUGUCUGCCCCUACCAUGGGUGGGAGUUCAAGCCGGACGGGCAGUGCACCAAGAUGCCAUCCACGCGCCUCACCAACGUGCGAGUGCGAGCGCUGCCGUGUGUGGAGCACGAGGGCAUGAUCUGGGUGUGGCCCGGCACCGCCACGCCCACCGACACCCUGCCCUCCACCAUGCCGCCCCCCUCCUACACCGUGCAUGCCGAGAUAGUGAUAGAGCUGCCGGUGGAGCACGGGCUGCUGGUGGAGAAUCUCCUGGACCUCGCCCACGCGCCCUUCACACACACCACCACCUUCGCCAAGGGCUGGUCCGUUCCCAGCCUGGUUCGUUUCAAGUCGGCAGCAGCGCAGGCACUGCAGGGCCACUGGGAUCCGUACCCCAUCGCCAUGGAGUUCCGCCCGCCCUGCAUGGUGGUGUCCACCAUCGGGCUCGUCAAGCCGGGCCAGCUGGAGGGGGAGGCCAGCGCGCAGGAGUGCACGCAGCAUCUGUACCAGCUGCACGCCUGCCUGCCGUCAUCACGCGGCAAGACACGGCUGCUCUACCGCAUGGGGCUUGACUUUGCCCAGUGGGUCAAGUUUGUGCCUUUCAUCGACAGACUGUGGAAGUCUCUGGCUAACCAGGUGCUGGACGAGGACUUGCGUUUGGUGGUAGGGCAGCAGGACAGGAUGAGACGUGGUGCAAAUGUGUGGAACCACCCUCGGCGCAAGCUGGUGGAGCGGCUGGGGCCCGUGUGGAGCGACGGCGAGCUGCGCGCGUUCUACCGCCUGCUGCGCGCCGAGGGGAAGAACUGGCGCAAGGUGGUGGCGGAGUUACCGGGGCGAACGGAGGAGAUGGCAGAGGCACUCUUCAACAUGAACAGGGCGUACCUAUCGUUGCCAGAGGGAGCAGCAUCGGCGGUGGGGCUCGUGGCCAUGAUGACAGAUCACUACUCCAUGCUCGUACGCCCCUCUCCUGCCCCACCCUUGCAUGCCCCCUUCCCUGCCCGCUUCCUGCCUGCAUGUUUAAUUCUCUUUUGCCUCCCCAGAUACCGCACUUCCCCUGCUCCCACCCUUUACCUGCUCACCUUCGCGCGAGCUACCACCAUUGCACCUUCCAACACUGCUCCUUCCCCCCUCUUUGCCCCCAAUCCCCCCACACCCGUCCAGGAGGAGAGCGCGGAACAAGGGGCGGAGGAGCAGGAGGCGCAGCAGUGGAGCGUGGGGAGAAGCACGGGGUCCAGUGCGGGGCGAGGGGGCAGCGAUGGCGCCGUGAAAGGGAGGGAUGUGCGGGGGGCAGCAGCAGCAGCAGCAGCAGCAGCAGCAGGAGGAGUGGCAGGCGGAAGGCAAUCGGCAGGUGUGUGUGCUGCUAAGGCACGUGUCUGUAAGUACCUGCGUGAUGCUUUCUAUCCCGGAGCUAAGGCUCGGUCGGCGGUUGCUGUGGUGGGUGGCGUGGGGGCGAGAGGGCGAGGCGCGGCAGAGGAGGACGAGAAGAGACGCUCUGAGGUGGCUGCUGGUUUGCGGGUGUCACUGCGCCCACAGCAGCAGCAGCAGCAGCAGCAGCAGGAACAGGAGGUGAAGGCAAGGGCAGAGAAGGAGGAGGAGGAGGAGAAAGAGAGCAGAGCAGAUGAGGCAGGUAGCAGGUUGGCAGGGGUGCAGAGGCGUGGAGAGGAGAAAGGAACAGGGAAAGAGGAGAAGGUUAAGGGGAUUGAGGAGAGGAGGGAGGAGAAGGGCGGUGAUGAGGGGAAGGAGGCGAAGGAUGGUGAAGAGAGGAAGGAGGGGAAGCAGAGGAAGGAGGGGAAGGAAGGGAAGGAAGGGAAGGAGGGGAAGGACGGGAAGGAAGGGAAGGAGGGGAAGGACGGGAAGGACGGGAAGGACGGGAAGGACGGGAAGGACGGGAAGGACGGGAAGGACGGGAAGGACGGGAAGGACGGGAAGGACGGGAAGGACGGGAAGGAGGGGAAGGGGGGCAAGCGCAAGGCGAAGGCAAAGAGGAAGGGAGUUGCAGGCGGGGCAGAGGUGGGGGCCGAACCUGGUGGGCAGGGAGGGCAGGUGGGUGGCGUGGGUGAUGGGGGGGAGAGGGAGGCGGGGCAGCAUGCAGGAGAAGGGGGCCGAGUUGGGGGAGAUGGAGAUGGAGGGGGAGAAGGGGCCGCGAGGGGAGAAGGGGCUACGAGGAGAGAAGGGGCUACGAGGAGAGAAGGGGCUACGAGGAGAGAAGGGGCUACGAGGGGAGAAGGGGCUACGAGGGGAGAAGCAGGAGCAGCGGGGCAGGGGGUGCAGGAGGCUAUGGGUAGUGGUGGGGGGGAGCAUGCAAUCAGUCUUUUCCACGGCCACGUGCCACCUGCCCCGCAGCCGAGCCAGCAGCAUGAGGCGGAGGGGGCGGGCGGGGCAGGAGGUGCAGGGAAGCAGCGCGCAGCAGACAAGCAGGGGGGUGAGGCGAGGGCGGGAGAAGGGGCGCAGGGCAGCAGGGAGGCGCCCAGAGGGGCAGGGCCUGUGCCGAGGAAGGCAAAGAAGAGUAAGAAGAUCAAGGCAGGAGGGGGCAAUGAGAGGAAGGAGGGAGGCGCGGCGAAUAAGGACAAAAGCAGCCAGCCGGAGCAGGCAACAGGGCGGCCACGCCCUCCCGCCUCGCUCCCUGUGCCCGGCCCCUACCCUCUGCUGCCGCCUCCCUCGGUGCCCCCUCUGCCCGUGCCAGUCGCCUUCCCUGCCCUCCCUCCCACGCCCGCCAUGCCCUUUGCUGCUCCUGCCCUUGCCGUUCCUGCAGCGGCAUCGGCAGCAGGAGUAGCGGUAGCGGCCGGAGCAGCAGCAACAGCAGUGCGAUCCCCUCGGCCGAGUGCCUUCAAUGUGGUGCUGCCGAACAUGCCAGGUGCCAUGCCAGGUGGAGUGGGUGGUGCUGCAGGUGGAGGCAUGGCCGUGGGUGCUGCCCCUGCAGCAGGUGCAGGGGGGGCAGCGAGGGCGGAGGCGGAUCCGCUAGACGACAUGCUGCGGCGCUUCCAGCACGCUGCAGCCGCACACGCCAGCGCCACCACCAGCAGGCCUGGCAGUGGCAGCAGCACCACCAGGGCGGGCAGCGGUGCAGUGGCGGGCAAGGGCGGGUCAGUGCCUGUGGUGGUUGGUGGUGGCGGCGCGCAGGGCAGCAGUGGCAGGGCCGUGGGGGCUGUGGGGAAAGGGGCAGGGGGUGCAAGGCAGGGGGUGGGAGGGGAAGGGGCGAGGAGGGCAGGUGGAGGGGAGGCGGCUCGGCAGCAGGGAGGGGGAGGAGGAGGGGGGGUAAAGGCAGCAGGGGGUGCCAAGGGGGCUGUGAAGGCGAGGAGGAAGGCGGAGGAGGUGGCAGAGGGCGAGAAGAAGGGGCAGGGGAAGGUGAAGGAGGGGGCAGGGCCGGGCGCGGACGAGCAUGGCCCCCUCCCUCCUCACUCCCUCGCUUCCUCCGCCCCUCCAACCGUGCCUCCCCCGGUUGCCCCUGCUGCUGCAGGGCCAUGUGCGGCUGGUGGGGAGCAGGGCAAGGAGAAGAAGAAGGGAAAGGAUGGGGGGGCGAGGGAGAAGAGGAAGGGGAAGGAGGGAGGGGUGAGGGAGAGGCGGAAGGAGCAGGAGGGGGGAGUGGUGGAGGAGAGGGUGGUCCUCAAUUUGAUGGGGCGAGACGACAGGGAGGGUGCAGGCAGCGGCGUGAGUCCGGUGGAUUAUGUUGGGAUAGCUCAAGACUCAAGUGCAGCAGACACAGGGGGGCUUGUGCAGCAGCAGCAGCAGCAGCAGCAACAACAGCAGCAGCAACAGCAACAGCAACAGCAACAGCCAGUUACGGCACAGCUGCUGCCUCUUCUGCCACCCUCCCAGCACACUGCCACCACCACAGCAGCAGCAGUAGCAGCAACCGCUCCUACCAUGGGCUCUAGAACCAAUCUGCUAAGCUAUCCUCUCUCCCCCUCCUCCUCGCCUUCUCUCUCCCUCCGCCUCCCAUCCGCCCUGCCCCUCUCCCCCCGCCCCUCCGCAUCCCUCCCACCCGCCCCACACCUCUCAACCGCACCAGGGCCCCUGUUGCUCCAAAUGCCCCUUUCCAUACCCCCUGCACCGCCCGUAACCCCCACAGCCCCCACAGCCCCCACGCCCCCCAUGCUCCCCUUGCUCCCCAUGGGGCCCCCGCCCACCCACACUGGUAUCUCCCUGCACUCUGCUCCUCUGCGCCCGCCCCUCCCCAUGGACGGCGCGCAGGAGAGGGGGGGAGAGCAUGCGGCCGCGCAGCAAGGGGGAGGGGAGCAGAGGGGGGGCGCCACGUGGCUGCCUAUGCCACAUCAGCCUGUGCACCACAUGGCGCCACCUCAGCAAUACCAAGCAGCAGCAAGAGGAGGAAAAACGUGGGGCAGAGCGCCACGUUUAGCAGCACGGGGGGCAGGCAGGAGGAAGAGGCGAGUGGAGCUGUGGCAGGUGGGGAGAGAAGGCGGGGAGGGCGGAGAGAGCGGAGGGAACAAGGCACAGCAUGGGCCACAUGGCACAGCAGCGUGUGUCCCCGUGCCUGGGCAUGGGGAUGGGCGAGUGGAUGGGAUGGAUGGUACUCUCGCCCCGCCACCGCGGGUGUGUCUGGCAGUGCAGCAGUGGGCGCGCUGCGAGUUCUUCUACAGCGCCAUCGACCGCCCCUGGUUCCGCCACAGCGACUUCCACCGCUGCCUCGCCCUCCUCGCCGCCCCGCCUCCCACCGCCCUCCCGCGCACGCUCUGGCGCCUGCUGCGCUGCGCCAUGGGCAAGCCGCGCCGCCUCUCCCCCGCCUUCCUGGCGGAGGAGCGCGCCAACCUCAACGCCUUCCGUGCUGCCGCGCGCACCGCCCUCGCCACUGCCGCUGCCGCCGCUGCUGCUGGUGCGCCUGCAGGAGUGGCUGUGCAAGGGGGCGGGCAGGUGCAAGUGGGGGAGGCGGUACUGGCAGUGCACCCUGCCACGGGCGUGGUAGCAGCGGGGAGGGUGGUGGGCGUGGGCCAUGGUGGGGGGAGGGAGGGAAGGGAGUAUGGGGAGGGGAGGGGGGAAGGGGAGGCGGUGGUGGUGGUGCGCUUUGAGGAGGGGCAGCUGGGCACACAUGCAGUGGCUGAUGUGGACGUGGAUGUGCUGCCCUUGCAUGGCAUGCAUGGCAUUCCGGGAGAUGGGGGGCAGUCGAGGGAGCAGGAUGUGCGCGCUGUGGUGGAGGUGGCACGCUGCUGCGAUAAGAAGCUCCCCUUCACCCCCUCUUCUUCCUUCCCCUUCCCUUCCCUUCCGUCUCUCCCUUUUUCUCCCCUCCCUGCUGCCAACCAUGUGCUGCGUCCCGUCCCGCCCGUCUCCCCCCUUUCACAUCACGCUGCUGCCUCCCAGGCUGCACUGCUGGCGGAGCUGCAGUGCCUCAACGCACAGGCAGAGGGGUGGCUGGGGCAGUUGGGGCAUGCUGCGCUGCUGGCGGAGCUGCAGUGGCUCAACGCACGGGCAGAGGGGCAGCUGGGGGUGCUGCAGGGGAGGGCGGGAGAGGGGGCCCUGGCAGGGGGUGGGGUCGGGGGUGUGGCGGAGGGCGGUGUGGGGCUGGACGAGUCGUUUCAGCGGCAGUAUGCCGUGGUGCUGCUGCAGCUUAGAGACACAGACAAGCAGGUGAGGCAGACGGACAAGUGCGUGAGCGCACCAGCCGCGCCAGCAGCAGCGCCAGCAGCAGCAGCAGCAGCAGCAGCAGCAGCAGCAGCAGCAGCAGCAGCAGCAGCAGCAGCAGCAGCAGCAGCAGCAGCAGCAGCAGUGGACGGGGCUGGGCAGUUGGGAGAGGCGAUGGGGGAGGCGCAGGAGGAGGGCAAAGCGGAGGCGCGCUGGGAUGAGCCGAGCAGGGAACCAGGGGUAGGAGCAGAGCGCAGACAGGGGCACGAGAGGGGUGCGGGCGGAGGGGAAGGGGGGAAAAUGGAGCAGGAGGGUCAAGGAAUUCUCCAAGGGGUGGUGAGCGGGAGAGGGAGGGCGGUGGGAGGGGAAGAGGAGGGUGGCAGCGGGGAGGUGUCAGCGGGGGUGCAGCAGAUGAUAGGCGAGGCGCAGCAGAGGGCACAUGCCAUGGUGGCCGCUGCCCUGCACGCCCUCUCCCUCUGCCCGCCCACCGCUGACCCCUCGCUGCUCCUCUCCCAUGCUCUCUCCUCCCUCCCUCCGCCACACAUUCCCCCACCUCACUUCCCCUCGCCUCCACCCAUCUUCACCCCUGCAACUGGUAUCCCCCCACCCACCACCAUGCCUCCUGCGGCUCUUGCCACUGCUCCAUCUGCUCCUCUUGCUGCUUUCUCUGGUCCUCUUGCCACUGCUCCAAUGCAGCCAUUGCACCCACACGGAGCACCACAGGCAACUCAACAGACACCAGAGCAACAACACCACCACCCAUCACCCUCCCUUGCCGCCCCUGCGGCCCCAUCUGCUGCACCUGCAGCUGAUGCAGACAUCAUGCGACACCGCACUGAACCUCACCACACCGGACCCGCCCUGAGAAGCCCCGGCAAGCACCCCUGCCCCGUGCCAGGGGCAGGGGGGGGAGCAGCAGGGGCAGGGGGAGCAGGCGGAGCAGGGGGGGCAGAGGGAGCAGGGGGGCGGUGGGAGGAGGGGGUGGGGGCGAGGGGGCUGCUGUGUGCAUCAGAGGAGGGCGGGCUCCCCCCCUCCCUCCCCCCCGCCUCCCCGUCUGUCACCGUGCCUGCCUUCCCCCCAAGCACCUGCUCCCCUGCUCCACCCACAGCAGCAGCAGCAGCAGCAGCAGCGGGCGAAGCAGGGCAUGUGAUCAGCCCGCACCGGUCCUCCACCACCAAGGCCAGACCCCCUCCUCACACCCUCCGCCCCCCCACCUCCCCUCGGAGCAGCACCGCGCGUGCUGCUGGCAGUGCUGGUGGCGGGGGAGAGGGGGCGGGGGGGAAGGAGGGGCUGCAUGAAGCAGCAAUGGCGCAUGGGGUGGUGGGAGGCGAGAGGGAGGAGGGGGGUCGGAGGGAGGAGAGGGAAGGCUGUGGCAGUGGAGGCGCGGAGGGGCAGGUUCGGGCUUCUGGUGCGGCGGGGGACGUGCGGACGAUCAUGCAGCAAUGCCUCGCCUCCCUGCUGCUUGUUCAGGUACUGUGA